Messenger RNA from Saccharomyces paradoxus, 234 nucleotides. RefSeq lists its product as uncharacterized. The coding region runs from base 1 to 234 and encodes 77 amino acids. The transcript has a single exon. Gene Ontology annotation, molecular function: enzyme regulator activity. Lineage: Eukaryota; Fungi; Ascomycota; Saccharomycetes; Saccharomycetales; Saccharomycetaceae. Gene Ontology annotation, cellular component: endoplasmic reticulum membrane. The record is from RefSeq and is a predicted model, not a curated record.
AUGAACCGUUUUGUAAUUAUUUGCCUUUUUUUUACUUAUUAUCUCAUAUGGUCGCUCCUACCUAUCUUCGAGAUUGAGAACUGUAAUCCAGUUGUAAGUUUGCUUUUUCCCAUUUCUAGUAAUGUCGCAAUCUUCCUGCCCAUCUUUUUACUGUUGAUCGGUUUCACUUUAACUGGUUCUGUGUUAGGUGUAUUGCUUUUAUGCAGCGAUAAAAAGAAAAAAUGUUUGACCUAA